ACAGCGCUGUACGCCCACCAAGGCGGAAACUGUAGUCUGUACAACCAGCCGCGGCGUGGGACUCACGUUAAUUAGAGGUUUUCUCUCAAAGGAUCUGUGGCUGUAAGAGAUGAGAGCCUGGCAACUUUGGUUUCUGUGCUUCGUGGUGUUGAAUGCGGAUGCGCAAAAAGUGACUUCCCUGGAAGAAGAGCUCACUGAUUCUGCAUUUGGCAACUUCCUUGACCCUGUGAAGGAUUUGUUUGACGAGGAUGAACAUCACUCGGCUGUCGCAAAAUUCUCCCUGCGUAACCCAUCCCAUCCUGACGACGACCUCUGCUACAUUGUUCCCGGAAAACCAGAGACCCUGGCAGCCUGCGGCUUCAACAGCACAUCCAAAACCUUCCUGGUGAUCCACGGAUGGACGCUGAGCGGUAUGUUUGAAAGCUGGAUGCCGAAGUUGGUGUCUGCGCUGUACGAGAGGGAGCGGACGGCCAACGUUGUUGUGGUGGACUGGCUGAGCUUGGCUCAGAACCACUAUGUGGUCGCGGUUCAGAAAACCAAAGCAGUGGGAAGAGAAAUCGCACGCUUCAUUGACUGGAUCGAGGAUACCACAAACAUGCCUCUUGACAAGCUCCACCUGAUCGGCUACAGCCUUGGGGCUCAUGUGGCUGGAUUUGCCGGCAGCCAUGCCAGCAACAAAGUUGGACGGAUUACUGGCCUGGAUCCAGCUGGACCUGACUUUGAGGGCGAACACGCCCACCGGCGCCUCUCUCCAGAUGACGCCCAUUUCGUGGAUGUCCUCCACACCUUCACUCGGGGUUCGCUGGGUCUCAGCAUCGGGAUACAGCAACCCAUCGGCCAUGUGGACAUCUACCCCAACGGGGGCAGCUUCCAGCCGGGCUGCAACAUGAGGGGCGCCUUGGAGAAAAUCGCUAACUUUGGGAUAUUUGCCAUCAAUGAUGCGGUGAAGUGCGAACACGAGCGCUCCGUCCAUCUUUUCAUCGACUCCCUGCUAAACGAGCGGGAGCCUGCCAAGGCCUACCAGUGCGGCAGCAACGACAUGUUCGACCGCGGCAUGUGUCUGAGCUGUCGCAAGGGCCGCUGCAACACUGUCGGCUACAGCACAAGCCAGAUCCGCAGGCCACACAGCGUUCAGAUGUACACCAAGACACGAGCUUCCAUGCCUUUCAGAGUUUACCAUUACCAGCUGAAAAUCCACUUCUCCAGUAAGGUGAACAUGUCGGAGAUGGAGCCGUCUCUCACCGUCUCUCUGUACGGAACCAAAGGAGAGGCUGAAAACCUGGAGCUCAAGCUGAAGGAAAGACUUGAGACAAACAGGACACAUUCGUUUCUUCUGGUCACUGAGACGGAUAUCGGCGAACUGCUGAUGUUUAAGUGGAUGGAGACAAACAGGUGGUCGGUGUCCAACCUGCUGAAGAUGGUGUCCUCUUGGUGGUCUGGGAACGCCGAAGGUGUGGAGGUUCACAAAAUCCGUAUCAAAAGUGGCGAGACGCAACGAAAGAUGGUUUUCUGUUUGAAAGACCCCGAUGCCCACAGCUCACACUUGGUCACAUUUGUUAAAUGUAAAGAUGAGUGGAGAACGAAACGUAAACCAGUUUCAAAGAGAGUGACUCUGAAGAAUGACUGACAAUAAGGAAAAUAUGUUUAAAAUGUUAUCAAUAAGGACAUAAUUUAUACACUAUUUGUAUCUCUCAGACAUAAAAACAUCCUUGUACAUAUCUACAGAUGUCGACUAAUUUAUGUAAAUGCUGUAAAAUAUCUUGCAAAAAUUUUUUUUUAAAUGAAAUAAAGUAAGUUAUUUAAGGUACUCUUUCACCUUGAUGCACAGCAGUGGUAGAAUUUUAAUUAGAAACAUUUCUUUAUUGUUCAGGCCUGACUGAUACCUUUGUUUUAGAAAACAAUUGGGAAAGACUCGCAGUGGCUGAUAAAACCUAAUCAUUGUGUAUGUUUAUAUUUCCAAGCACUUAGAGGUUAUUUUUAUGGGUCGUAGAUGGAUGGAAAAACUUGGUUGUUUGGUGUAAAGAGGGUAAAGGUUGUAAGUUUUCAAAUGGAAAACUGACUGGAUUUACCAGGUUGGAUCUGCAGGUAGUAAUGUCAUAAAAUAUAUAGAUGCAGAAACCAUAAAAAACAGACUCCUGCCUCUAAAGGAAAGGGGAAAUACAAUCAUGUUUGAUUUUUUUUUUAUUUAUUUUUUUUCUGUAGGGUCUUUAUAAAAAUAAAUGUUUUUUUCCUGUAUUUGUUUUGCCCACAGUCGGUCAAAUCGAGCAUUUACCACUCCUUAGUGUAAACACUCACCACAUAUUUUCUCAGUUUUUCCGCCUCUGUGUGCAAUAAAGUCGUCAUUUCGAAUUAUGACAUUUACUGAAGCAGCCAAAGCUGCUGUUUUGUGUUGUAGUUUGUGCUGCUACUGUAUAUCUCUGUUGUGACUCAAAGAUGUGGCAAACUGAUAAUGUAUAUCUAUAUAUUUCAUAAGCAUGUGAUGCUAGUUUGAGUAUUUUCUGUGUUCUUUGGUUCCUUUUCAUUCAACUAAAUGUGAUCCUCAGCUCUGCAGAGAUCGGUACUGUUAUCAUUGUGACUUUAUAUUACAUGUUAUACAUUUGCACAAACAGAGAAUGUCUUCAUGUACUGUAAAUCUAUCUAAAUACCACAACAAAAAUGUUUUCAUUAAGAACCUCCGUCUUAUGUUUUUGUCUUUAGAUGAAUGUUUUUCUAUCAUUUUUGUACAUAUUUGUAAAGGAGUCGAACACUGUGCUGUAUAAAUUCUUUAAUAAACAAUAUGUGCCAAA
Molecule: messenger RNA, 2786 nt
Organism: Poecilia latipinna (sailfin molly)
Lineage: Eukaryota; Metazoa; Chordata; Actinopteri; Cyprinodontiformes; Poeciliidae
Gene: lpl2a
Product: lipoprotein lipase 2 a
Exons: 10
Coding region: 110-1627 (505 amino acids)
Biological process (GO): very-low-density lipoprotein particle remodeling; lipid catabolic process
Molecular function (GO): apolipoprotein binding; lipoprotein lipase activity
Source: RefSeq, a predicted model, not a curated record